Messenger RNA from Pochonia chlamydosporia 170, 1095 nucleotides. Its product is annotated as triose-phosphate transporter family domain-containing protein. The record is from RefSeq and is a predicted model, not a curated record. Lineage: Eukaryota; Fungi; Ascomycota; Sordariomycetes; Hypocreales; Clavicipitaceae. Gene Ontology annotation, molecular function: antiporter activity. Gene Ontology annotation, cellular component: Golgi apparatus. The coding region runs from base 1 to 1095 and encodes 364 amino acids. The transcript is spliced from 3 exons.
AUGUCACGAAGGAGCAAUGACGAACCGCUUCAUCUCCUCUCCCAGGGAGAGGAGGUUGAUACGAAACAGAUCAACCAUGAUGUCGAGGCUGGUGCCCGCCAUUCAGAGCCCUCUCGGGACCAGAAUUUAGAUCACGAAUACUCAAUUCCGAGUACCAUCAAAUUUACCUGGCUGGGAACAUACUUCUUCUUUUCUUUGCUUCUCACCCUUUACAAUAAGCUAGUUCUGGGCAUGUUCCAUUUCCCAUGGCUUCUCACAUUUCUCCAUGCCUCCUUUGCCAGCAUGGGAACAUAUGGCAUGAUGCAUCUGGGCUAUUUCAAACUGUCGCGCCUGGGUCGCCGCGAAAACCUUGCUCUCGUCGCGUUCAGCGCCUUGUUCACCGCCAAUAUUGCCGUAUCGAACCUGUCGCUGGCCAUGGUGUCUGUACCAUUUUAUCAGACCAUGCGAAUGCUGUGCCCCAUCUUCACCAUCCUCAUCUACCGCACUUGGUACGGCCGUACAUACAGCUACAUGACGUACCUUUCUCUUGUCCCGUUAAUUAUUGGCGCUGCCAUGACCACGGCGGGUGAAAUGACCUUCACCGAUGCUGGAUUUCUAUUAACCAUAUUGGGUGUCAUUCUGGCUGCUGUCAAGACUGUCGUGACCAAUCGAUUUAUGACGGGAUCCCUGGCGCUGCCUCCGGUAGAAUUCCUCAUGCGAAUGUCACCAUUGGCUGCACUACAGGCACUGGCCUGUGCUACCGCAACAGGCGAAGUCGGUGGUUUCCGAGAACUCGUCACUUCCGGACAAAUUUCUAUGCCGACUUCGAUUGCAUCGCUGACAGGCAACGGUUUCCUGGCCUUCCUCCUUAAUAUUUCAUCCUUCAACACCAACAAACUGGCCGGUGCCCUGACCAUGACAGUUUGCGGCAACCUGAAGCAGUGUCUUACUGUCUUGAUCGGAAUCUUCCUCUUCAAUGUCAGUGUUGAUUUACUCAACGGCGCAGGCAUGGCUGUUACGAUGCUCGGUGCUGGUAUCUACAGCAAAGCCGAGCUCGACAACAAGAAGAGAAACCAAAAACCGAAAUACAAGCCUGUGGACCAAAAUCCUAGGUAG